AUGAAGUCAGCAUUCAAAUCGGAAUACCCUUUCGAGAAGAGAAAAGCGGAAUCUGAAAGGAUUAGUCAAAAAUUCGAGAACAGAAUCCCUGUAAUUUGUGAAAAGGCAGAAAAGUCGGAUAUACCUGAAAUUGACAAGCGCAAAUAUCUGGUUCCCGCAGACUUGACGGUAGGUCAGUUCGUAUAUGUUAUCAGGAAGCGUAUCAAGCUACCAGCUGAGAAAGCGAUCUUCAUUUUCGUGAACGAUACUCUCCCACCUACGGCGGCACUCAUGUCUGCAAUUUACCAGGAACACAAAGACAAGGACGGAUUUUUGUACGUCACAUAUUCUGGGGAGAAUACGUUUGGUGUACUUUGCGAUUGA
This is a messenger RNA of Lachancea fermentati, 363 nucleotides long. NCBI's taxonomy places the organism in Eukaryota, Fungi, Ascomycota, Saccharomycetes, Saccharomycetales, Saccharomycetaceae. The record is from the annotation of a GenBank genome assembly.